Molecule: messenger RNA, 708 nt
Organism: Aspergillus terreus NIH2624
Lineage: Eukaryota; Fungi; Ascomycota; Eurotiomycetes; Eurotiales; Aspergillaceae
Product: NPP1 family protein
Exons: 2
Coding region: 1-708 (235 amino acids)
Source: RefSeq, a predicted model, not a curated record
AUGAGAUCCUCGCGGCUUCUCUUGACGGGGUUGCUGCCCCUUGUACACGCCGCUCUUCUCCCCCGUGCCAGCAUCGACCAUGAUAAAGUAGUCGGAUUCCCCGAGACGGUUCCCAACGGCACGACCGGGGACGUCUAUCUGGCGUACCAGCCAAUGCUGUAUGUCGUGAACGGAUGCGUUCCGUUCCCUGCGGUGGACGCCGAGGGUAACACCAAUGCGGGGUUGAACCCCAGCGGCGGCUCCAGCGCGGACUGCGACAGCAGCACUGGACAGAUAUACGUCCGCGGAGCCAGCUCGGGCGACAAAUACGCCCUGAUGUACUCGUGGUACUUUCCCAAGGACGAGCCGUCGACGGGUCUGGGCCACCGACAUGACUGGGAGGGAGUGAUUGUGUGGCUGUCCGAUGCUUCGUCCACGGCCGCAGAUAACAUCCUCGCCGUGUGUCCGUCUGCCCAUGGUGGGUGGGACUGUUCCACCGACGGAUAUACCCUCCACGGCACCCAGCCUUUGAUCAAGUACUACAGUGUGUGGCCCGUGGACCACCAGUGCGGUCUCACCUCGACCGUAGGGGGCAGUCAGCCUCUCAUUGCGUGGGAGAGUCUCCCGGAGGUUGCACGAACUGCGCUGCAGAACACGGACUUUGGUGCCGGCAAUGUGCCCUUCAAGGAUGGCAAUUUUGCGUCCAACCUGGGGGAGGCAACGUUCUGA